Molecule: messenger RNA, 408 nt
Organism: Beauveria bassiana ARSEF 2860
Lineage: Eukaryota; Fungi; Ascomycota; Sordariomycetes; Hypocreales; Cordycipitaceae
Product: single-strand binding protein family
Exons: 3
Coding region: 1-408 (135 amino acids)
Biological process (GO): mitochondrial DNA replication; positive regulation of helicase activity
Cellular component (GO): mitochondrial nucleoid
Molecular function (GO): single-stranded DNA binding
Source: RefSeq, a predicted model, not a curated record
AUGUCUUCUUUUCUAUUCCGUCGCGCCGCCGCCCCUGCGGCCUCUGCCGCCCGCGCCUUUAGCACCUCGUCGCCGCGCUCCGUUGCCCGCAUCACCAUUGUCGGCAACCUCGCCGACACGCCCGAGGUCGUGACCACCAACAGCGGCCGCGAGAUCAUCAAGUACGCCGUCGCCAGCAACUCGGGCUCCCGCGAAAACCGCCAGACUUCGUGGUUCCGCGUCACCAGCUUCGCCGAGGGUCCCCGCAAGGAUUAUCUCCUGACACUGCCCAAGGGUACCAGCGUCUUUGUCGAGGGUGACGCCAGCACCGGCACUUACCAGGACAAGGAUGGCCAGACUCGCAACAGCUUCAACAUUGUUCAGCGCAACAUUGAGGUUCUCAGACGCCCUCAGUCCCAGAACGAGUAA